UCACCGUCGACUCUCUUUUAGCUUUUCCUGUCUUUACUAAUACCCAAAGACGCAGUGUUUCUUUUUCUUUUUUUGUUUGUUUGUUUUAUUUUCUUGAUAUGAUCAUAAUGCAAUGCGCCUAUCUUUGAACUCCAUCUUUUUGUUUUCAGUUGCACAAGUUUCUGAUAAGAUUUUAGGGUCUUAUAACCCGUUUAUGUACAAUAUCUUCGAUUUCAAGCUUCUUUUCUGUCAGUUAUUUGCUUUUCUUGGCAAUAUUAUAUAAUCCGUGUACGUGUGCUCUCCAGCGAGCGCGCGUGUUUGUGUUUAUUAAUGUUGAUAUUUUCUUUCUUAUUUAUUUUCGAUUCUAGGGUUUAUUCGUCGAUAUUGUUGCCAUCUCUUUUUUCUUUUUCAGUGAGUGUUGAAAAUAGGAGUACUGAUAUGAUGUUUAAAAUAUGUUUGAAUAUUUAUUUUGCUGGUCAUUUUAAUUGAAUCUUUAUAUUACUCCUGAGUUCUUGCCUUUUGAAUGGGAGAAUUGAAAGAAAAAGGCGAUUGAGCUUAUUGUUGUAGAGAGGUUAAACAUGUGUGACUACUAACGUACUGUAUGUAUUUAUAUUAUGUGUUUGAUGUUAAUCAGGUGUUAAUUAUUUAGGAAUUCAUUUUGUAGUAAACUAUUUGCAAGUUCAAUUCAUUUUUUAAUUUCUAAGUUGAAAGAAUUGAAGACCGGAAAGCAGCAACAAUGAGCUUUCCAGCACAAGUAUCAAUCAAACUGACUUCAGUUAAAUUGAUUUCUUGGAGUUUUAGACUUCCCAAAUGCACUCUUUUGUACUUAUCCCAUUGGUGGGAGCUGGGAGGAAAACGCAUACAUACAUAGUUGAUAAAGGUGAACAUAUGCCUUCAAAUUUUGUAAACAGCACAUCUUAUGCUAGAAAUUUGGAGAAGAGCCAACUUGGUGGUGUCAUUUUUGGUUGCAAGAAGAAUACGAUGAGUGAAUGUCUCUCUGAACAAAUCUUUGGCCUGCCAGCUCCACACUUUUCAUAUGUAAAAAAUAUUGAUCCUGGCUUGCCAUUGUUCCUUUUCAACUAUGAGAACAAGAAACUCUAUGGAAUCUUUGAGGCUGCUGGUGCUGGCCAAAUGAAUAUUAACCCAUAUGGUUGGACAACUGAUGGUUCACGUAGAACUCAAUAUCCUGCGCAGGUUCAAAUUCGUGUCCGUUUGCAAUGCCAUCCACUGUCUGAAGAAAAGUUUAAACCAAUAAUUGCAGACAACUACUACAGAUAUCACCAUUUCUGGUUUGAGCUUGACCAUGCACAAACCAGCAAGCUAAUGUCAUUAUUUGCAUCUUCACCAGUUGCUCCUGGUACUUCUGCACCUGAGAAUACAGCAAAGUGGAGAACUAUUUACCAACCUAUUUCAUUGUCUGAAAGAAGAGAUGAAGGGUAUAAACCACUUGCUUCUGAGGUUGAAAAUCAUACAAGUUGCAGCUUAAAUUUUAUGAAUGAUGCUUCUUCUUUAGAUGGAAAAGACAAGCUGCUAGAAAAUCAGUUGAACACAAACAUAGUGGAACAAGUUGAGAAGGACCUUACGUUGCAGCAACUUCAGGGAUUGGCUCCUAACCAUGAACAUAAAGGUUCGUCUUUGAGGGAUUGCGUACAAGGUUCUACUGCUAUAAAUGAUAUGGGCGUGGAGGAAAAUGGCUCUGCAGAGGAACAAAUGGGCUUAGGAGAAAAGAAUGAAAAGCCUUAUUGUGCCUCAUUCGAUUGUCAGUCCAUUAUAGCUCAGUUGGUCCAAGGGAUAGAGGAGCUUAAGGCUUUUAAAACAGAACAAACUGUAAAGGCUUAUCAUAUGGAGCAGAAGCUGGUUGAGGCUGAAGAACAAAUUCAACAGUUGAAAAAUCGCUGUAUGAUGUUGGAGUCUAUGUCUAAUCUUUCCUUCACAGAAAUUAGUGAUACAGCAAGUGAUUCUUUUGAGAAGUUGAAUCUUGAUCCUACUAAGUCCAUUUAUCUAGUAGGGGGAUAUGAUGGCGAAUCUUGGUUAUCAGCUUUAGAUUUAUAUUUCCCUUUGCAAGAUGUUUCAAAGUCUUUGAGGCCAAUGAGCACUAUUCGUUCAUAUACUUCGCUUACACAAUUUAAUGAUGAGAUCUAUGUUAUUGGUGGUGGCAUUGGUGAUUCAUGGUACGCCACAGUUGAAUCAUAUAAUCCAGCUAAUGAUCAGUGGGCCUUGCGCCCUGCCUUGACUCGGAAAAAAGGGAGUUUAGGUGGUGCCACUUUGAAUGACAAAAUAUUUGUGAUUGGUGGUGGUAAUGGGCUUGAAUGCUUUUCAGAUGUUGAAAUGCUUGAUUUAGAUGUUGGACGAUGGAUCCCUACUAGAUCUAUGCUACAAAAGAGAUUUGCUCUUGCUGCCGUGGAACUUAAUGGUGUACUUUAUGCUACUGGUGGAUAUGAUGGGAGUAAUUAUUUGAGGUCAGCUGAAAGAUUUGACCCUAGAGAACAUUGCUGGAGCAGAAUUCCAAACAUGAACACAAAGAGGGGCUGCCACUCAUUGGUUGUCUUGAAUGAAAAAUUGUAUGCCCUAGGUGGCUUCGAUGGAAAUACAAUGGUUUCGAGUACUGAAAUAUUUGAUCCACGUCUCAGCAUGUGGAUGGAUGGGGAGGCAAUGAACACCUCUAGAGGGUAUUCUGCUGCUGCCGUUGUUGACGAAUCUAUAUAUGUAAUUGGCGGGGUCAAAGAUGGUGAAAUCAUUGUAGACACUGUUGAACAUUUCAAGAUGGGAGAGGGAUGGCAAGAAUCAAGGACCACCAGGAAAAGAUGCUUCUUAUCAGCUAUUGUUUUGCAGUGAUGAAAUUGUAAAUUUUUGAGGAUAUGCAACUUCAUUUGAUUUGCAUCGGAAGGAGGUUCAUCCCCAGCCUUUGUUUUUGUGUGGUUAUGGGAUGCAAGCAAACAUGCUGCUAGGGUUUUGGUCUUGGAUGUGAAAACCUGUAACUCAAUCUUAUUAUCCAUGUUUGCAGUCAAGUUGCUGUGCUGUACAUAAUAAAAUGGAUCUCCCCUUGCACUUUUAGCAUUAAAGCAAACAUUCGGUUCA
Messenger RNA from Ricinus communis (castor bean), 3057 nucleotides. RefSeq lists its product as uncharacterized. Gene Ontology annotation, molecular function: protein binding. Gene Ontology annotation, biological process: response to endoplasmic reticulum stress. The transcript has 11 exons. The record is from RefSeq and is a predicted model, not a curated record. Bases 790 to 2814 code for a protein of 674 amino acids. Lineage: Eukaryota; Viridiplantae; Streptophyta; Magnoliopsida; Malpighiales; Euphorbiaceae.